Haplochromis burtoni (Burton's mouthbrooder) is the source of this 1897-nucleotide messenger RNA. RefSeq names its product cone-rod homeobox (gene crx). NCBI's taxonomy places the organism in Eukaryota, Metazoa, Chordata, Actinopteri, Cichliformes, Cichlidae. The record is from RefSeq and is a predicted model, not a curated record. Gene Ontology annotation, biological process: regulation of transcription by RNA polymerase II; multicellular organism development. Gene Ontology annotation, cellular component: nucleus. The coding region runs from base 723 to 1610 and encodes 295 amino acids. Gene Ontology annotation, molecular function: DNA-binding transcription factor activity, RNA polymerase II-specific; RNA polymerase II cis-regulatory region sequence-specific DNA binding. The transcript is spliced from 3 exons.
AGAUGUGCACCAGGUUCACUGAUCAGGGAGGGAAAAUGACUGAACAUGAUCUGUGGGAACUAACUAAGGCAUCAAUUAUUUUUUAUUUUGAUAAACUACACAGGUAAGGAUUGUGGACUGUAUGUUUAAAAUAUACAAUCAGACUGAAAAUUAUAUAUUUAAUAUGGUAGAUUAGAAGUUUGGGGGAGAUAUCUAUAUUAUUUAUACUUGGAGGACUUUCUUUGUAUGUAUUCAGGUUAGAAUAAAUUGUUCAGGCAAAGUAUUGCGCGUGCCUGCCUCUGUGUAUAUUUGUGCGUGCGUGUGUGUGUGGGAGGGGUUUGUUGGAGACACUUGCUCCCUCUAAUUAGCAGUGUGCGCCGGUAAAGAAACUCAGUAGAGCGACCUCACCAAGGCGCAAAGGCAUCCGAAGGCCACUUCACCUGUGUGACUUUGACUGUGUGAAGUUGGACAGAGAGGCGGUCCGGAUGCUCGCUGCUCUGCGGUGUGCUGCCCAGCUUAGCUGACAGUCGGUUACAGCUGAAAGAGCAGUUUAAGAAAAAAGGAAAGAGAAAGAAGAAAAAAGCACUUGUCUUGUGAACUCCUGCGCGCCCCGCUUAUCCGUUCAGCGCCUGGCCUCGGACGCACCGACUUGUUGCCCCGGCUGAGCUCUGAGGGGGCCACGGCUGCUGCGUUGCGUGUCCGACCUACAAGUCAGCGAGAGGACUUAAAAGGCUGCUGUAAGGAUGAUGUCCUACAUAAAGCAACCCCAUUACACCAUGAACGGGUUAAACGUGCCUGCUCCUGGAAUGGAUGUGCUUCAUACAACCGUCGCUUAUCCACCCACUCCCAGGAAGCAGCGCAGGGAGCGCACCACCUUCACCCGCACACAGCUGGACAUCCUGGAGGCGCUCUUCUCAAAGACCCGCUACCCAGACAUCUUCAUGAGGGAGGAGGUGGCCCUCAAGAUCAACCUGCCUGAGUCACGUGUCCAGGUUUGGUUUAAAAACCGCCGUGCCAAGUGCCGCCAGCAGCAGCAGCAGAGCAGCGGCCAGUCCAAGCCCCGGCCUCCCAAAAAGAAGGCCUCGCCAGCGCAGGAGCCUAGUGCUCCUGAUCCCGUUCCUAACCCAUCUGGCUCAUUCAGCCCCUCCUCAGCCCAUUCUGGCCCCAGCCUGGCCCCGAGCUCCAGCACCGGAAACACUGCCGUGUCCAUUUGGAGCCCAGCCAUCUCACCCCUGCCUGACCCCUUGGCCUCCUCCUCGGCGCCCUGCAUGCAGCGGCCCUCACCUUACCCUAUGAGCUAUGGCCAGCCAUCAGCCUACACCCAGGGCUAUGCUAGCACAACCUCCUACUUCACUGGCCUGGACUGCAGCGCCUAUCUGUCCCCCAUGCAUUCACAGUUGUCAGGCACCGGAGGUGCUCUCAGCCCCAUUGCUGUGCCCUCUAUGGGGGGCUCCUUAAGCCAGUCCCCAGCAUCUCUGUCUUCACAGGGCUACAGCACUGCCUCUUCCCUGGGCUUCACCUCUGUCGACUGCCUGGACUACAAGGACCAGCAGGCCUGGAAGCUGGGCUUCACCACAAUGGAUUGCCUGGAUCACAAGGACCAAAACUCCUGGAAGUUCCAGGUUCUCUAGAAAGCGUGUCAACAUGCCACGUGCAUCAGUGAAUCCCAUGUAAGAUAGGGCAAAGCAGUUCUCCCAGAGGACUUAACAUUGAUUUCUCAGUUUGUCAUUUGUAAGAUUUUCUGUAGGAAAUGCAUUUGAUUUAAAAGGUUUGGAGAUGAACAAAUGAAUGAGUGUCAUCGAUGCUGCCUGACUGCAAAUCAUGUCUGUUUUCUUCUUUGUGUUAUCUUAAAUAAGAGAACAAACGCCUUUAAACAGUUUGAAGGAAAAGACUGGAGAAACAACACAAGCUAUCUCUU